Oncorhynchus masou masou (cherry salmon) is the source of this 2446-nucleotide messenger RNA. Its product is annotated as probable G-protein coupled receptor 149. The record is from RefSeq and is a predicted model, not a curated record. The coding region runs from base 10 to 2277 and encodes 755 amino acids. Gene Ontology annotation, cellular component: neuron projection; plasma membrane. Gene Ontology annotation, biological process: neuropeptide signaling pathway. Gene Ontology annotation, molecular function: G protein-coupled receptor activity; neuropeptide binding. NCBI's taxonomy places the organism in Eukaryota, Metazoa, Chordata, Actinopteri, Salmoniformes, Salmonidae. The transcript has 4 exons.
GUUACCUAAAUGAAAAUGUCCUCGACUCUCAGCUCCCCAUCGCCGAACAACAGCAACCUUUUCACGGCGAGCUACGAGAGGACGGACCUCACGGAGGCGCAAAGACAGAUGAGCCUGCUUCUAUUCGGCUUGUGCGUCGCCAUCGCCGCUCUUACCUUCUUGGGAAGUGUUUAUUCUCUCUUCUUUUUCAUUCGGAUGAGGUGGAAAACCAUCCUGUGGCUCAUCGUGGCUUCAAUGUCCGUGGACGACCUGCUCAGCGUGAUACCUCUCUCCCUCUUCAUGCUCCUCCAGUGGGAGAGAGAUGGAGAGGGAGGGUCGGUGACCAUAUGCACGUUAUCGGGACUUCUCUAUGUGUUCCAAGGACUCUCCAGCAAUAUGAAGGCUUGCCUUAUCGCAGCCUAUACCUUUUACGUUACCAAGCGAGAAGGAAGCCCUCGGCCGUUAAGGGUGAUGUUGGCGAUAGCCGGGGUGUGGGUAGUCAGCCUGUCCGUCAGUGUACUACCCCUGUGCGGCUGGGGGACUUUCACUCGGCUCUCUCUCGGCUGCUUCCCGGAGAGACGAAGUUUUUACCUUCUGAUCCUUUUUUCUUUGUACUCCGUGUGUUUCUGCGGAUUGGUGAUCUUCUUCGUUCCUCUCACCUACCAGCUUCUGUGCUCCAGAGAGCCACAGGGGACGUUAUACCCGAGCUACUUGGAUAUAGCCAGGGAUCUGAGAGGGGACGGGUCUGCGCCUCUCUGCGAACUCCCGUCCUUCUCUCGGGAUAGCUUGGACAGAAGUUUCAGUACCUACAACGAGCUGAGUCCGGGUGGGUUGGGGAAAGUGCUAGGGGUGCGGGACAAAGUGGAAACAUACACCUGUUCAAACCCUGCCUCUGACGGUGUACCGAGGGAUGGCGGUACCAUCUGGAACUGGGAAUCCACGGUGUUCUUUGCACAAAAGCGCUUCUCCAUGAUCCUAGCGGUGGUGAGAGUUGUCUUGUGGAUGCCUAUGAUGACUGUGGUGCUCGUGCGUCAUGCUGUAAACGCCAACAGCUCAUACCUGGAGGCGGUGGAAACGGUGAGCUUCUUCCUGACCCUGCUGGCGCCUGCCGUCACGCCGGUGUUCAUGCUCUCCGAUCGCUGGAUCCACCUGCCGUGCGGCUGCUUCAUCAACUGCCCGCGGGACACAGAGCAUGAGCCCACCGCAAAGAAGAGGUUUGAAUUUAACCUCUCCUUCCAAAAAGGGUUCGGAAUAUACAAGAUAUCGCACGCGACCAAACCCCACCGAAACCCGUCCAUCGAGAAGCCUUCCUAUUACAACUUCUUCAACUGCGACUUCGCCGAAAACCAGUUUGCGGUGCUGGACAGCUCCGGGGUCGUGAGCCUGCAGGCCGAGCUGGAGUUCAGAACCCCACGUGCAGUGGACAGUUCCCCACUGCGUGAACAUGGCGAGCUGCUUCUCGAAGUAGUGCCAGGUGGAGGAGAGACCCUGGCGCUGGCAGACUGCCUCCAAUUUCCUCACGAUAACCACAGAGACCAGGACCUCAACCUCACCGACACGUCGUCGGUGUUCGAGGGAACGGAACGGAGACUGUCGCAUGUAGAGUGCAGAAAAAUGGAGCUGAUGGACUGGGAGUGGUGUAGGAGUAAAUCAGAGAGGACCCCCAGACAGAGAUCUGGGGGAGGUCUGGCCCUCCCUCUGUGUGCCUUCCAGGGCACCGUCUCCCUGCAUGCCCCCACAGGGAAGACCCUCUCCCUCUCCACCUACGAGGUCAGCAGCGACGGCCUCACCAUCUCCCCCCACGCCACCAAGAAGGUGGAGGUCUACCGCUCAAAGUCUGUAGGCCACGAACCCAGUGCAGACGACCCCACCACCAGGGACCCGGACGGGGGAGUGGGGAUGGAGGUGGAGGUGGGAGAGGUGGGAAUGCGGGACACCAAUGUGAAGAUCCACCUGGAGGUGUUGGAGAUCUGUGACAACGAGGAGGCCACGGACAGCGUGUCCAUCAUCUCUAACAUCAGCCAGUCGUCCACCCACGCCCGCUCCCCGUCGCUGCGCUAUUCUCGGAAGGAGAACCGCUUUGUCUCCUGUGACCUGGGGGAGACAGCCUCCUACUCACUGCUCAUCCCCAACAGUGGCAACCCCGAGGUGGACAACAUCAACAUCAACAUCCCUGACACGGUGGAGGCCCACCGGCAGAACAGUCGCAGACAGAAACAGGAGACGGGAGGCUACCGCGAGGAGAUACAGCUGCUCAACGAAGCCUACAGGAAGCAGGAAGAGGACAGAGAAGACUGAUACACACAGGGAGCAGGAAGUGGACAGAGAAGUCUGAUACAUACACAGGAAGCAGGAAGAGACAGGAAGGGAUGAGGUGGAGAGAAGGUGAUGCAGGAUUAAGGGAUGAGGUGGAGAGAAGGUGAUGCAGGACUAAGGGAUGAGGUGGAGAGAAGGUGAUGCAGGACUA